Molecule: messenger RNA, 903 nt
Organism: Necator americanus (New World hookworm)
Lineage: Eukaryota; Metazoa; Nematoda; Chromadorea; Rhabditida; Ancylostomatidae
Exons: 7
Coding region: 1-903 (300 amino acids)
Biological process (GO): alpha-tubulin acetylation
Cellular component (GO): microtubule
Molecular function (GO): tubulin N-acetyltransferase activity
Source: RefSeq, a predicted model, not a curated record
AUGUCGAUCGCAUCGAUCAAGGUCGUGCAGCUCGAGGUCAUGCCGGUUGAGGAGGAGAUGAUCUCCCAUGUCACGCUGAGCAGUGAAGGACAGGAAAGGAGAACGCGAGGAGGUUGCAUGGAGAUCGGCUAUGACUUCUCCGAAAUCUUCCCCUCAGAACCUAUCCAACGUCUUGAUCGUGCACAGUUGUAUCGUUUCAAUCCCAGAAAAUUCUGGUCAGUGCAGAAAGCGAUUGAUACGUUGGGACAUCUGUCAACGGAGGCCCAAGGCUUGAAACGAAUCCUGACGACGUAUGAGAAAGUUUUAAACCAACCGGAGGAUCAAUUCAUAUACUUAAUGUGGCAACGUCAUCCAUCGAAACCGGCAACCAGUUAUGUAAUUGGAAUGUUGAAAGUUGGCAAAAAACAUCUCUAUUUACUGGAUGAAAAUCAAAAGAAGUACGAAGAAGAACCAUUGUGUAUCCUUGAUUUCUAUAUUCACGAUUCCGUUCAAAGAAGAGGAAAUGGGCAUCAACUUUUUGAGGCUAUGCUUAGAGAAGAGUCCACAUCAGCAGCUGCAGUUGCCAUUGACCGGCCUUCAGAUGCGUUUUUACAGUUCUUGUCAAAGUUCUACGGACUUUCUAAACCAGUCUGGCAAUCGACAAAUUUCGUCGUUUUCCCAGAGUUCUUUGAAGGGAAAGCUCCCGUCGAACGUUACGAUAAAAGUGGAAAUGGAUGUCGAAGUGAGAAAUUCGGAACAAGAAAGAAUGCUACGCAGAACACAGCCUCGGAAACAACUGUUAAGGAUACGGUAGCAGGUUUACUACACGGUAAUCUAACCCCAGAAUUGCGACGAGUUGCAGCUCCUGAUACACCACUGGACCGAAAAAAUAGGAGAGAUUUUGGACAUCAGAGUUUAUGGUAG